UGCACGGCUUGUUUUUUUCCACACCGUCUCGGCAGGCGCGGGGAAACCCUGUUCGUAAAAAUGGCGUUAUCGCGUUUGUGACCGCCGGGUUGUUAGGCAUAUAAAUCGUGAAGAGUUUUAUUUUUCAGUUGAUUUUUUUUAUAUAUCUAGAAACGAAGCUCGUAUUUCUGACAGCUGCUGUGUACCAAGAAAAUUUCAUAGCGAACAUUUUUUUUCCUGCGUUUCCUGUUGUGAGUUUUCAAACUGAGAAAACGAAGGAAUUUCAUUGAAGAUAUUCAAGAUAUUCAUUCACUUUAACUCUUUAUAAUGAGUAAAAAGAUAUUUUGAAAACACCAUCCUGGAUUGUAGCCGAUUUGUUUUGAUAUUUUGAUCUUCUGUGUUAAUCGUAAACAAUCGACCACUCGACUCUAUGUUAUCGCUAGCAGUCAACACCAACUUUCGUGGGCCAAUGAAAUCUGUAUCAGAUUCUCAAUCAGAGGCGGUUACUUUCAUGGGGCUGUUGCGUAAAAACGAAGAGACCCUUGUCGAAAGGACUAAGUCUUUGGUGAAACGCGACAAGGCGUUCAUCCAGGAGAUGUUUACCUCCCUUGUUGGGGAGUGGACGCCCAUGCACGCCUGCACCCUUCGGGGCGCCCGGAAGUUAGUCAAAGUCGCGCUGAAAGCGGGCGUUGAUCCUAAUAUAGAAAUGGGAAUGCCCGAUGGAUUACCCGGGAGGUGUUCGCCUUUACACCUGGCAGCGUACAGGGGUGACGUUAGUAUCCUGCAGCUGCUGCUUCAGCACGGCGCCAACAUCGAGAAGCGCGACAGCACCAACCACACGCCCCUGCACUACGCCGUACUCCGGCGGAACACACUGGCCGCGAGGAAGCUUUUAAAACACGGCGCCGACGCCUCCGAGCUGACGCUGGAGGAGCGGAUGUUCUACAGAGACGACAUCGACAACCGCGGCAACGGGAUGCUGUGCGUGCCCGUCAAGGCCACGCCCAAGGUGACGAAAAACGGCACCCCGUCGGGGUCGACGUCGAAGAGUAAACCUACCUCCAGCUUAUCGUAACACCGGUUGUAUCCAAAACUUUUGUUGAACUUUGGAGGGAAAAGAAAGACAUUCCUUAGACAAUCGUGCAUUCGUCCAGAAGUUAAACUUCAUUAACGUACAUCGUAUUUUCAUCAAAUUAUCUCAUCAUAACGCAUACUUCGUAUAAUUGUACCAUAAACAAUUUCGCAAAUGACAAAAAAAAACGGUUAUUAUUCUAACAAAAACUUGGAUUUUACACUGAAAACUAAAAGGAACGAACGGCGUAACUUAACUUACAAGCGCCUCGGGGUGACCUACUUUACCGCUCGCUGCCAUUACUUGUGACAAGUUUAUUCACGAGAACUCUCAAUUGUGCCUCGUUUUGUAUAUUUGUAUGACAAUAAAGUGCUAACCGGGGCUUUCCGCCCCCCUCGUACAUCAACACACCCUAGUUACGCCUUUUGGGUUUAAUAUUUUUAAAAUGCUUAUUUUACUUCACGAUCAACUGUUUAUGUCGUUCCUCCCCUCCCCACAUCAUUUUCAUCGAGCAAGUCUACAGACUACUGAGGUUGUUUCACAACAUCUUUUGACGCGCACAUGAACAGAAACAACAGAACCCUAGUGUAAACUACACCUCAACCCGACACCCCACACGAACAGAUCAAGAAGCCUACCCACAAAUCUACUUCUCCAGGAAUCGAGUGUGUACAAGCUAUCAAUUUACCCAGCAAUUAAAUAUGUAAGAGUCUACACGGUUUCUAUAAACUAGUCGCUUAGAGACGUACAUACAGCUUCACUUUAAAGCGGUCAACAUUGUUUUAUUCAACAACCAUACGAAAAUAUUGACUUUCAUUUUUUCUGAUACAUGUAUAUCAUAAUGUUAUACUAAAUUCAUUUCAACUUAUCUCGGUGCUACACUACAGUGUAAUAACCUACUUUUUCCCUUAAAAAAAAAACAACAAAAACCGUAUAUACUAUAUAGGUACUAGUUUUAGACCCGUAAUGUAGACGGCUCAAAGUAUUAUUCUAUGAAUCACAUUGUUAACUAAAAAAGAAAGAUAUACUACAAUUUCCAUUACCUGUGAUUAUGUUUAGACGUUAAUCUCUUGGCACAGUUCAGUCAAUUCAAAUAGAAUAAACAUUGAGAGAUACUUUAAUUGGAAUUGAACAAAGAAAGUAAACAAUUCAUCUAAGACAUGACUAGGCACUUGUAGGGCAGUUUGAUCGAUAGAUCAUUAUGAAUAAGAAGGUUGUUUCCAUUUAGUUUAAGUUUAUUUUUUUAUGAGGAGUUUUUUUUUCUAUAAACAAACUCAAUUCGGUAUUACAAAGCUAUACGUGAAUUUAAACGAUAAAUAAAGAGCACACAUUAUAAACACGUUGUUAUCACGCAUAAUAUUUUCAUUACGUUUUUUGUGACCAUAUUUUGUAAAUAUAAAUCUAUAAAAGUUUUUUUUUUUCUAUUUCACCUUAUACAACAAGCAAAUUGUGAUAAAAUGGAUGCACCCUUUGUUUAAACUUUGAACCGACAAUGGCCUUGUCCUUGAACUAUGCUAUGACCCUUAAAACUUGAAUGUUUGUGAUCAUGAAAGGGGAUGUUAGAGAUGUUUUUCCUGUUUACAGAUGUACUACGUUUCAAUGACUGUUUAUAUGUUGAAUGGUUUGCGGCAUGAGACUCAUGAAAUAAAUUUAGAUCUAAUUAUUUUCCUACACCUUAUGAUUGAGAGCUUGUUCCUGAACAUUUGUAAAAUUGCUUCAAAAUUUUGUUUAUGUAUUAAUUUAUUUUACAGUUUAGAAUACCAGAAUUACAAUUGUAUGAAAUAUAUAACAGACUAUAUAUAUAUAUAUAUAUAUAUAUA
Physella acuta is the source of this 2871-nucleotide messenger RNA. RefSeq names its product ankyrin repeat and protein kinase domain-containing protein 1. The record is from RefSeq and is a predicted model, not a curated record. Lineage: Eukaryota; Metazoa; Mollusca; Gastropoda; Physidae. Gene Ontology annotation, molecular function: protein binding.